Molecule: messenger RNA, 633 nt
Organism: Aspergillus calidoustus
Lineage: Eukaryota; Fungi; Ascomycota; Eurotiomycetes; Eurotiales; Aspergillaceae
Source: the annotation of a GenBank genome assembly
AUGAUCCUCUCCCGCCACGGCUCGAUCUCCAUAAUGCAGAUCUUCCUCCUACCAAAGAACGAGAUCUACCUAGUCGACAUCCACACGCUCGGAUCCUCUGCCUUCUCCACCCUCUCCGCGAGCGGCACAACUCUAAAGACUAUUCUCGAGGAUGAAACUAUUCAGAAAGCCUUUUUCGACGUCCGCAACGACUCCGAUGCAUUGUAUAGUCACUUCGGUAUCCACCUCGCAGGCAUUCAGGAUAUCCAGCUCCUCGAGCUUGCCACUCGCAGUGGCUCGCGAAGAUUUAUCAAUGGUCUUGCGCGGUGCAUCGAGAGGGAUGCGGUCUUGUCCGGGUCCGAGGCGAGAACAUGGAGAGAUAUCAAGGAAAAAGGACGCGGCCUCUUUGCACCAGAACACGGUGGGUCGUAUGAGGUGUUUAAUGCCCGACCCCUGUCGGAGGAAAUUAUACUGUACUGUGCGCAGGAUGUCAGGAUUCUGCCGAGAUUGUGGGCCGCAUACAACGGUAAGCUGGGUUCUAGCUGGAGGGGACGGAUUGAGGUCGCUACGCGCGAUAGGAUCAAUGUUUGCUUUCAGGCUGGGUAUACUGGUGUUGGGAGGCAUAUGGCUUUCGCGCCUUCGGGAUGGGCUUAG